This is a messenger RNA of Lemur catta (Ring-tailed lemur), 943 nucleotides long. RefSeq names its product phosducin like 2 (gene PDCL2). The record is from RefSeq and is a predicted model, not a curated record. Gene Ontology annotation, biological process: protein folding. The transcript has 6 exons. Lineage: Eukaryota; Metazoa; Chordata; Mammalia; Primates; Lemuridae. Bases 188 to 913 code for a protein of 241 amino acids. Gene Ontology annotation, cellular component: cytoplasm.
CAGAGCGGCACGCGCACAGGUGCGUCGGCAACCUUUCUUCUCCCUCCUGCUCGGGACGGACGGGCGUUGGGAACCGCUGGGCCCGCAGCGGGCUCUCUCCCCGCCUUCGGGAGGCUGCGGGGCUCAGGCCGCGGCGCCUCGGGAGCUACAGGACGAUUCUAGCGCGUGAGGGGCAGCGCAGAACAUCAUGCAGGAUCCCAAUGAAGAUACAGAAUGGAAUGAAAUUUUAAGAGAUUUUGGUAUUCUUCCUCCAAAAGAAGAGCCAAAAGAUGAAAUUGAAGAAAUGGUUUUACGUUUACAGAAAGAAGCAAUGGUUAAACCAUAUGAAAAGAUGACUCUUGCACAGUUGAAGGAAGCUGAAGAUGAAUUUGAUGAAGAAGAUAUGCGAGCUAUUGAAACAUAUAGAGAAAAGCGGUUACAGGAAUGGAAAUGUCUUACAAAAAAACAAAAAUUUGGGGAAUUAAGAGAAAUUUCUGGAAAUCAGUAUGUGAAUGAAGUCACAAAUGCAGAAAAAGAUGUGUGGGUUAUAAUUCAUCUAUACAGAUCAAGCAUUCCAAUGUGUUUGUUGGUUAAUGAGCAUCUUAGUCUUCUAGCAAGAAAGUUUCCAGAAACUAAAUUUGUUAAAGCCAUUGUGAAUAGCUGUAUUCAACACUACCAUGACAAUUGUUUGCCAACAAUUUUUGUUUAUAAAAAUGGUCAGAUAGAAGGCAAGUUCAUUGGAAUCAUAGAAUGUGGAGGGAUAAAUCUCAAGGUAGAAGAACUUGAAUGGAAGCUAGCAGAGGUUGGAGCAAUACAGACUGAUUUGGAAGAAAACCCCAAAAAAGACAUCGUAGAUAUGAUGGUGUCUUCAAUUAGAAACACUUCUAUUUAUGAUGACAGUAAUAGUUCCAACAGUGAUAAUGAUACCAAAUAGAAAUAUUUAAUAAAUAGCUUUUAAAGUAUA